GCAAGCUUGUUCUCUGACGUAUCUCAAUGAAAACAACUACACUCCGGUAUCCUUUCCACCGGGAAAAUUGUCUGAAUGGGAUGCCUUUGACAUAACCUGGAUCGGGACAGGAGUAACGUUUGCCAGUACGAGAGACCUGCAAUUAAGGACAUAUAUUCCGGAUUCAACACUAUACUGCGACAGCUGGAUUGACAACAAUGAUGGAUUUGGCUAAUUGCUAGCUAAUAACCAACCCACCAAUCUAACGUUGGCUAACUAACGUUAGCUAGCUAGCACAGUCAGCUAGCUAACAGGCACAAUUAGCUAAAUCUUUGAAGAGGAACCACGGACGGAUCUGUAGUCAAAUUAGCAACUGUCUGCCAAGUUAGGGUAACAGCGUCACCAUUUCCGGGCUUGUGAUAUCUGGGAUUGUGGAGCGGGACGUUGCUUUGAGGGGUACGGGGAUCGGAUCUGUAUCGGUUUCUAUACCCGGACAGCUAGAGGACAGCAUGGCUGCAGGAAAGGGAGCAGGGAAGCCCUCGCUAUUGCAGAACGAGCGUAUACGAUUCAUUGUCUGUUUUCUCGGAGUCUUCGUUUGUUAUUUUUACUAUGGCAUAUUACAAGAGACAAUUACCCGAGGACAGUAUGGUGAGGGGGAGAAGAAGGAGAAGUUUGUUUAUGCCACAACGCUGGUGUUCAUCCAAUGCAUCAUCAAUGCUGGGUUUGCCAAGAUCUUGAUUCAGUUUUUUGAGGGUUCCAGACCAGACCACACCAAGAGCUGGCUCUAUGGAGUGUGUUCCCUAUCUUAUCUUGGAGCCAUGGUAUCCAGCAACUCUGCCCUACAGUAUGUCAACUACCCCACACAGGUGUUGGGGAAGUCUUGUAAGCCCAUCCCAGUGAUGAUUCUGGGUGUAUUUGUACUGAGGAAGAAAUACCCACUGGCCAAGUACCUGUGUGUGCUGUUGAUCGUCAGCGGGGUGGCCCUGUUCCUCUAUAAACCCAACAAGAGUGUCACUUCCACAGAAUCUGCUUUUGGCUUCGGGGAGAUCCUGUUGCUGCUAUCUCUGACCAUGGAUGGUUUGACUGGUGUGGCCCAGGACCACAUGAGGAGUCUCUUCCAGACCAGUGCCAACCACAUGAUGCUCAACAUCAACAUGUGGUCCACCCUGGUGCUGGGACUAGGGGUGUUGUGGACAGGUGAGGUAUGGGACUUCCUGAGCUUCACAGACCGUCACCCCAGCAUCUUCUGGAACAUCCUUUUGUUUGGAAUAACUAGUGCUUUAGGACAGACCUUCAUCUUCAUGACUGUGGUGUACUUCGGCCCUCUCACCUGCUCCAUCGUCACUACCACACGGAAGUUCUUUACCAUCCUGGGCUCUGUCCUUCUGUUCGGCAACGUCCUCAACACCAUGCAGUGGGUCGGCACUAUCCUGGUGUUCCUUGGUCUCGGGUUUGAUGCCAAAUUUGGCAAGACACCAAAGAAGACCACACACUAAGGAACCUGGAAUAUGUGUCAUGGCAAAACUGACAAACUGAAAGUCCAGUGGACAGAAAUCCAUAUCUCUCUGAUUUUCUUACCACAUCUUGCCUAGGCAGUACACCUACAUACACUUAGUCAUUGUUAGUUACCAUAUUAUCAUUUUGAUUUUCUUUACAUAAUCAUGAAAGAAGCCCCUAUGUUUUCAAACGUCCCCAUUCUCCUGAACCUAUACUACGACAGACAAGCAUCAUCUACUUAGACCGCAAGACCACAUCCACAUGAAGAGGAAAUGGGGCAGAAUGAGAUGGGUGGGCAGAGGAAAGAUGACAACAUGCACGUCAAAUCCCUUGUGGUGGUUGAGGCUGCUCCUCCCAUUGGAGUACAUCUAAACCACACAGGCCUAUGAAUCUCAGCCCCAAGAUUCACCAAGGAAUGCCUGGUUUUCACUGGUAUUUGUAAUCGUAAAGAAAUUGGUUACAGAAAAACACCCUAAUAAACGAUUAAACAUGUUUUCCAUGGUUCUAGGAUUGUAACACCAGGCUGACAAUGACCUAGUUCUUUCUCAAAAUUAUAAAUGCAUCAUGUAUACAUGU
Messenger RNA from Salvelinus namaycush (lake trout), 2052 nucleotides. Its product is annotated as solute carrier family 35 member B1-like. The record is from RefSeq and is a predicted model, not a curated record. Gene Ontology annotation, biological process: UDP-galactose transmembrane transport. Bases 489 to 1475 code for a protein of 328 amino acids. Gene Ontology annotation, cellular component: endoplasmic reticulum membrane; Golgi membrane. The transcript has 9 exons. NCBI's taxonomy places the organism in Eukaryota, Metazoa, Chordata, Actinopteri, Salmoniformes, Salmonidae. Gene Ontology annotation, molecular function: UDP-glucose transmembrane transporter activity; UDP-galactose transmembrane transporter activity.